CGAAAGAUCGACAUCGGGACGUUCAUCGAAAACUGUUCAAAAAAUAUACGGAAUAACAAAGGAAGAGUUUAUGAAUGAUGUAUCAACUGCACGAAUACCUGUAGUUCUCAAAGGGGUAGACAUUGGUCAAGCCAUUCAUAAAUGGCGUCCAGAUUAUUUAGCAAAAGUUGGUGGCGAGAAACCGGUGAAGAUUCACGUGUGUUGUGAAGGUCGUAUGGACUUUUUGAAUAGAAACUUUGCUUACAAAACUCUUGAAUUCGACAAACUAGUGUCAAGAGCAUCAGAAGACAUUCAUUCUGAAUAUUUUGUUUCUCCAGAUGAAAAAUAUUAUCUAAGAUCACUAGGAGAAGACCCUAGAAAGGAUAUUUCUGAUAUAAAUGUUCAUUUUCCAUCACUUGCACAAGACAUAAAAAUCCCAGACCUCUACCCRCAAGAACAGUUCUUUUCAAGUGUGUUCAGAAUUGCUUCACCAGGCUGCCAAUUAUGGACUCAUUAUGAUAUUAUGGACAAUUUACUCAUCCAGGUUUGUGGCCGUAAAAGAGUAAUUCUKUUUAGCCCUCAAGAUGCAUCAAAUCUUUAUCUAAAUGGUGACAAAUCUGAAGUGUUGGACAUUGAAAACCCAGAUCUGAAAUUAUACCCAAACUUUUCACAUACUGUGCCAUACGAAUGCCAUCUUGAUCCGGGUGAWAUUCUCUUUAUUCCAUCAUUGUGGUUUCAUAAYGUCUUAUCUAUUGACUUUGGGGUAGCAGUAAAUGUAUUCUGGAGACAUCUUGAUUGUGAGUUAUAUGACAAGAAAGAUAUCUAUGGCAAUAAGGAUUUGAUCCCAGCGACACAAGCUAUGCAGAUGAUGGACAAAGUCAUCAAGAAUUUAMACAAACUGCCAAAGGAAUAUGAAGACUUUUAUGCCAGAAGAAUUAUUAGUAAAUUGGAGAAUAAGUGCUUGUUGGYGCCAUCAAAUCAACAAACUUCUACAGAGAAAUAUGAAUCAUUGAAAUAAUAUCAUCAGACAUUUCAAUUUGGUCUAGCCUGAACUAAAAACAUAAACAAAACAAAACAAAA
Messenger RNA from Exaiptasia diaphana, 1059 nucleotides. Its product is annotated as tRNA wybutosine-synthesizing protein 5. Gene Ontology annotation, molecular function: tRNA binding; 2-oxoglutarate-dependent dioxygenase activity. The coding region runs from base 71 to 997 and encodes 308 amino acids. The transcript is spliced from 5 exons. Lineage: Eukaryota; Metazoa; Cnidaria; Anthozoa; Actiniaria; Aiptasiidae. Gene Ontology annotation, biological process: wybutosine biosynthetic process. The record is from RefSeq and is a predicted model, not a curated record.